Molecule: messenger RNA, 5697 nt
Organism: Diabrotica virgifera virgifera (western corn rootworm)
Lineage: Eukaryota; Metazoa; Arthropoda; Insecta; Coleoptera; Chrysomelidae
Gene: DCTN4-p62
Product: dynactin subunit 4
Exons: 8
Coding region: 99-1610 (503 amino acids)
Cellular component (GO): dynactin complex
Source: RefSeq, a predicted model, not a curated record
GUUGGUAGUGACAGUGACAGUGACAUUCGGAAUAAAUACUUCAAAGAGAAAAUUAAGAAAGUUCAAAAAGAAAUAAUUUAAACAAUACUAAGUAGAAAAUGUCGUAUGUAACAGGACCAAAUGUUGUUAAUUAUGCCUGUAGUUGCGGGUUGUUAAAACCGAUACCGUAUCUAUAUUUUUGCAGAUAUUGCACACAGCUUCGAUGCAGCUUUUGCGUGUGUCAUGAGGUUGAUUCAAAUUUUUGUGGAAAAUGUUCAGAAAAUAUUCCAACAUCGGAAGCCAGAGUAAAGAAAAAUAGAUGUGGAAACUGUUACAACUGUCCCAGCUGUGAGCAAGAAUUAUCUCCAAGAAUGGCAUCAACGAAAGCUCCAGCUGAAGGAGAAGAGAAGGUUACUACCAAGAAAAUGUAUUAUUUGUAUUGCCAAUUCUGUAGGUGGAGUUCUAGAGAUGUUGGUAUACCAGAUCAAUCUACAGUCACUGGAGGAUGGCCUGAAAGAGAAAAUGUCCAUGCUAAUAGAUUGCAGGAAUUAGUGGAUAUGUACAAGGCUAUAGUUGUUGCUCAGAAACAACAACAAGAAAAGGAUAAGAAGAAGCAAAGAGGAAAAUACGUGAGCUAUACAGAUAGAACUGGAGUAACGGCAGCUGCUCUCCGUAAGAGAAUUGGACUUCCAGCUGAUUUAACUCAUCCUCUGCUUAAAUCCAAGCCUAAAGAACCAGAACCAGCGAAAGCUGAAACAGAAGUGGAAAAGUUGCCUGCUGAUAUAUUCACUAAGCCCAUCAAUCUGAUGGAAAUAACAACUGUUAGCCAACGUCUUUUACAACCCGAAGCUCAACCUACAACUGUGGAUACGCUCUUUCCCGUUCAUAAGCAGCUUUCGAUCAAACGCACUCUCAGAUGUAGAACUUGUGAGCAUAACGUCAGCAAGCCAGAAUACAAUCCAUGUUCUGUUAAAUUUAAAAUUCAACUGUUUGCCUAUUAUCAUAUACCAGAAGUUCGAAUCGUCACAGUAGAGCCACUAAGAGCUGGAAAAGAAUGCGAAUUGAUCUUAAAAUUUACCAACCCAACUCAACAUCAAACUACCAUUAGUUUUUUGGAAUUAAAGCUUGAUGAAGAAGAGGAAGUACUUGAAAAUAAAAUGGUUCAAGUUACGGAGAGUGUUGAACAUUUAAGUGUUCAGGAGAAACAACAACCUUUGUCAUUGUCAAGUCAACCAAGCAGCCUAUUAAGUCUGUCAUCUAGAUCACCUUCUAUUGUAAUUAAACCAAGACAAAUCACUGAGCAAGUUAAUUGCUCAGUUGAAAUUCCUACCAGUAGUUUUAUUCUUCCUCCAAGAGAUGACGCUGCAGAGUACGAUGAUUCUGGGGAUACUCAUAAUAUUCAAGAUGAUACAAAGUUGGUAAAAUGGAGGAAAUCUAAUAAAGCCUUUAUAAAACUCCGUAUAACACCAAAUGGUGAUCUGCCGAUAAACACCGAGGUAGUGUGUGGUUUUGUGAUGCAGCAUAUUUACACCAAUGCUAUUACGGGACAGCUCGAAAAGAAGGAACCACAGAAGUACGAUCAUAGAGUAAAAGUAUUUUUAACACUUGGAAAACUAGUAGGAUCUGAGUAAUUAUUAAUUUAUUGUAGCGAUCACAGUAAAAAUAAAUUAUUAAGUCUACAAAUGAGCCAGGAGAGUUUGAUAUUAAAACAAUAAAGUAAGGGUUUAGUUAGCAAUUAACAAUCUUCGAUUUAUCCUAUAUGUGUAGUGAAUCUGUAGGAUAAGCGGUGUAAGAUUGCACAUUUAAGUAUUGAUUUCAAAAAAUGUACUAAAUCUCAACCAAAAAAAUUGUGAUUACUAGUUGGCUUUAUUAUACUCAAUUUUAAUGCAAUCAAUUAUAAACUAACGUAAUUUCUUACAAAAUGUUGAAUAAUCUUAAUUUGUUAUCCCAUGUUAGGCCACACCUACAUUGGAUCCGUAUUUCUCCAAUCCGAUCAGACGUCGGAUUAAAAAACAAACUCAUGGUAUUAAAAGACUGCACCCAUGAUACUAUAAAUAACGAGAUAGUAUCUUCCCGUAGCGCAAAUACGUCUGAGUUUGCGCAUGAUGACGUAACUGGAGACAGGAAGUUAAAUUUGAAUUCUUGUUAAAGUUAAAUGGGAUUUGUAUGCAUUCUGUGAUGAAAUUAUUCAAUUAGCAAAAAAACAUUAAACUUCAAUGUAUUCGAAAAAAAAUUAGUGUCGAGAUUCCUGUCAAAAUAACUGUCAAAGAUAAAAUAUAAAAUACACUUAAGAGUAUAAACAGUAGCGAUCAACAGGUAGCAACAAAAUAUAACUUCGGGAGAUAGUAUCAUAAACUUUGUCAACAGUGGUAAUCUUUGACAUUAUCUAUGAUUAAUAUUUUGAAGUAUCACAGUUGCGCUAAAUGGAAGUAAUAGAAAACGAUUGUAUUAUUAAUAAAUAGAUAUUUAUAAAAAUAAACCAAAAUGGGUGAAAAUUUUAUGUUAAGAUAGGUAUUUAGAAAGGUAUUUGCAUGAAAUAUCUAAUAAUAAAACAAUAAUAAAUAAUCAUUUUUUUUGUGAAGCAAAACAAAUUUCGAUUUUCGCAUAAUUUUGGCACGGUUUUUAAUGGACAUUUUCUUGGAAGGUUUCACUUUAUUUUUCGUUUGAUUUACUUUUUCCAUUUUGUCAAACUAUUGAUAAUAUUUUUAGAAUAAAAAAUCCUCCUAAAACUUUAUAUACUCGCAUUAGAGUUCGAAAUAUUUUUACGUAAAAUAUACGUGCCUACCUACAUAUAACUAAAACUCACAAUUAACAACAAUCUAUUCUUUCAAAGAGGCCAGCAACUUAUACAAUAACAACAAAUAUAUAAUAAAUUAACUAUCAAGAAACACUACUUUCCUAUGAAACAACAAAAACGAAUUCUUAAAUUAACACACUACUGUACUGAACAGAUAUCGAUAAAGAUGACAGAACAGAUUAGAAAAAAUCUGACGCAGGUUUGUCAAAAUGACAGUGAUAAUUUCUCUAUGUUGCCCAAUUAGUUAUUUAGUUAUAAAAUGUUCGAUUUCUUGUUAGAAAUACAAAAUUUGAGUAGUUCCAAGAUUACACAAAAUCUAUGCAUGGAAUAAAAAAGUGUAUUUGAAGAAAGUUUUUUUUUCUUCAUGGCGGUACAGGCUCCUUUUUUCAAUAUUUUAUUUAGUUAUAGAGUAAUUUCCACGUACUGACAUAUUUCUAAAAUUGGGCUCUGUACCGUCAUUCUUUAUUAUAUUACGAAUAUGUGUGCUAAAUAUCUCGACAAUAUAUUCAAAAUUAGAGCCGCAAUCUUGAAACGCGUUUGUUGCUACCUGUUGAUGGCUACUGUAGCCUCUUAACUUACAACCGCGAACAAUUAAACUAAUCGGACAUUACGAAUGAUCACGAACCAUUACGAACUUGUAGGUCUCCACUUACGUCACGACUUCCGGAUGUGCAAUAUAUUAUCUUGUUAUUUAUAGUAUCAUGGCUACACCUACAUUGAAGCCGUAUUUCUCCGAUCCGAUCCGAUAUCGGCCGAAGUCGAAGUGAGUAGUUUCUCCUAUCCUGCGCUUUAAUAGCUUGAGUUUGUUUUCAAUCUGACGUCGAAUCAAAUCGGAGAAAUGCUGAUCCAACGUAGGUGCAGCCAUGAUACUAUAAAUAACAAGAUAAUAUAUUGCACAUCAGGAAGUCGUCACGUAAGUGGAGACCUGCAAGUUCGUAAUGGUUCGUAAUCAUUCGUAAUGUCCGAUUAGUUUGAAUUGUUGGCGGUUGUAAGCUAAGUGUAUUUUAUAUUUUAUCUUUGAGAGUUAUUUUGACAGGAAUCUCGACACUAAUUUUUUUUUCGAAUACAUUGAAGUUUAAUGUUAUUUUGCUAAUUGAAUAAUUUCAUCACAGAAUGCAUACAAAUCCCAGUACUUUAACAAGAAUUCAAAUUCAACUUCCGGUCUCCACUUACGUCAUCAUGUGCGAACUCGGACGUAUUUGCGCUACGGGAAGAUAUUAUCUCGUUAUUUAUAGUAUCAUGGGUGCAGCCUCAGUAUGUCAUGAUCUAACCAGUACGUUGCUCGAGUUUUCUGGGACUCUAUUCUAUAAUAUCCUAUUCUCGCUUCUCUCUCAGCAAUGUGUAGAGGGAGGUACAGUAGGGUUCUCAUAGCUGUCGUUGCUGUGCCUCUCAUAACCAACAUCAUACCGUUACUGCUGUCAGAUGCGCAUGACGCAUUACGGCUUCAGGCGUCAUAUGCACAACAUUUGUUUACAGCGAAACAUCGAGUAAGCACCCAGGUGGUGUUAGGCAUAUUAUUAUACAGUGCUAGUCAAAAGUCCGUACCCCCCCGCGUAUCUUUUGAACGGUUAUACCUAUAAUAGUGAAAUUUGGAGGGCGGAAAUAAACGGACGUAAGCUUCUUAACUAGUCGUGACAGGUGUCGUAAUUAUGACAGAUGACUUUACAGCGCCACUGUGACAGAUAAUUUUAAAUGGGACCUUGAAAGGUAUUGAAAAUACCUAUUCAGCCAUACUAAUUUUGUUUGAGUUUAAGCUAAUUUUGAUCAAUAAAUGAAAUAAAUAUAAAAUUGUAGUUUCGCAUUUAAUUAAUAAAAAUUCAAAAUUCCGCAUACGAUUACCGAUUACUUGUCAAAAAGGUUGACGUUGACGUAAAAACUACUAGAGAAUUGAAAAACGUCAAUUUUUUUGACAAAGGAACCAUAGGCGGACAUUUUAAUUUUUAUUAAUUAAAUGCGAAACUACAAUAGUAUAUUUAUUUAAUUUAUUCACCAAAAUCAAAAUCAACUAAAACCCAAAAAAAUAGUAUGACUGAAUAGGUAUUUUGAAUACCUUUCAAAUGAGGUAUCACUUGCCAUAAGGUCCCAUUUAAAAUUAUCGGUCACAGUGGCUCUGUAACGUCAUCUGUCACUAUUACGUCACCAGUCAUGACUAGUUAAGAAGCUUACGUCCAUUGAUUUCCUCCCUCCAAAUUUCACUAUUUUAGAUAUAACCGUUCAAAAGAUACGAGGGGGGUACGGACUUUUGACUACCACUAUAUGUUGUCAGCAAUGGACAAUAUAUGUUGGACAUUUUCCAAACUUUAUCCAGUACAUCAAAGUUAUUAUUAUCAAAAAAAAAUGACUCAUAGACGGCUCAAUUAUUAUCAACAUCUUCUAAACUACAUCGUCGUCUAUUUCUGAAAUUGACAGCCUUACAGAAAUCAUCCAGAUUUCAAUAAAUUUUUGAGGUGGUUUGUCAAUGAUGUUUUAUUAAAGAUUAUAAACUGUUGCUUGUUUAUAAAAAAUAUUUAGCUUAGCAAUUUUUUUCAUAUAAUUUCACAUUAUACCCCAUUCCACGAAUAUACGACCCUCUUGGAUUAUCGCGACAACGAAUAUUUUACUGUGCAAAAUAUGAAGAACGAAAAUAAAUUGCAAAUUAUAUUGUUGUUUAUUGGAGUAAUUAUUAGAGCAAAAUACUUUCGUACUUCUUAUGUUGCACACUAAAAUAUUUGUUGUUGCGAUAAUCCAAAACAGUCGUAUAUUCGUGGAAUAUACCAUAAUUUAAUUUUACUGUGAUUUUCGUAUAUGUAUAUCUAACUUAUAUUUGCACAUUUUUUUAUAGCGUAAGUUAAUAUUUAUGUCAGCUUUCAUUAGUGAGGUAGGCUUUGAGUUUUUAUAUCUAUUUAAAUUAUUUUAUAUAUGCAAUAAAACUAUUAAUGUUA